This is a messenger RNA of Pelodiscus sinensis (Chinese soft-shelled turtle), 1506 nucleotides long. NCBI's taxonomy places the organism in Eukaryota, Metazoa, Chordata, Testudines, Trionychidae. The record is from RefSeq and is a predicted model, not a curated record.
AUGGAAGAGAUGCCAGUGUGGGUUGCUCAGGUAUCCCUUCUCCAUCUCGCAACCGUGGUACAAGAUCCAUCGGAGGGAGGCACAUCUUUCCCCAGUGUGAAUUCAGAUCUCAUGCACAGGAUCUCAUGCAAGUGUCUCUUCCUUUGGAUGUUCACAGACUCGGCCCCUCCAGGAGAGAUUCCGCUCCGGCUGGGGGAAUGGCCCCGUCGCUGCGCUGGGAGAGUCGAGGUGCUACACGGCCAGCAGUGGGGAACCGUGUGUGAUGACAGCUGGGACUUAUCCGACGCUGGAGUCGUGUGCAGGCAGCUGGGCUGUGGGACGGCGCUCUCAGCCCCAGGGGGGGCUCGGUUUGGACGAGGCUCUGAGAGUAUCUGGCUGGAUGACGUUAACUGCACGGGGACAGAAGCUUCCCUCUCCGAAUGCAAGUCUAGACCUUGGGGAGACCACAACUGUAACCAUGGAGAAGAUGCGAGUGCCGUGUGCUCAGAUUCAACCUCUCCAGGGGAGAUUCCGCUCCGGCUGGCGAACGGCUCGAGUCGCUGCGCUGGGAGAGUCGAGGUGCUACACGACCAGCAGUGGGGAACCGUGUGUGAUGACAGCUGGGACUUAACCGACGCUGGAGUCGUGUGCAGGCAGCUGGGCUGUGGCACGGCGCUCUCAGCCCCAGGGGGGGCUCGGUUUGGACGAGGCUCUGAGCGUAUCUGGCUGGAUGAGGUUAACUGCAAGGGGACAGAAGCUGCCCUCUCCGAAUGCACGGCCCGGCCCUGGGGAGACAGCAACUGUACCCAUGGAGAAGAUGCGAGUGCCGUGUGCUCAGAUUCAACCACUCCAGGGGAGAUUCCUCUCCGGCUGGCAAACGGCUCGAGUCGCUGUGCUGGGAGAGUCGAGGUGCUACACGACCAGCAGUGGGGGACCGUGUGUGAUGACAGCUGGGACUUAACCGAUGCUGGAGUCGUGUGCAGGCAGCUGGGCUGUGGGACGGCGCUCUCAGCCCCAGGGGGGGCUCGGUUUGGACGAGGCUCUGAGCGUAUCUGGCUGGAUGACGUUAACUGCAAGGGGACAGAAGCUGCCCUCUCCGAAUGCAAGUCUAGACCUUGGGGAGACCAUAACUGUAACCACGGAGAAGAUGCGAGUGCCGUGUGCUCAGGUAAUUCUCUUCUAUGUCACCUCCUAGCUGGUGCCACAGGGCUCUGUGGUGCGGGGAUGGGUGUUGGUUCUGUCACAGGUCAGGGCAGUCUCAUCAGUGUUUCCCCUCAGCAUCCAGCCAGGGCCCCCAAAGGCAGGCUUCCAGUUCUGGAGGCAUCACCACUAUUGGGUGGAAAGCCUCGUCCCUCUCUCUCCCGGCUGGGUUAUUUACAUGUGAUACAAGUCUUUACGUAUACCAUGUUUUUCACCACCAGCCAGGCUGGCCUGCUGUCUCUGCAGUGACUGACCAGAGUAUCAUGCCCCCCCUGUCUGUUACUUUGGCACCCAGUUCUUUCUCAGCACGCACACUGACUCUUAAGG